CACACAGAGAACAGACUCCUCUUCACACGAGACAAACUUCGUGAGGACAUUUUAUUUCCACUUUAAUGAAGAACUUAUCUGGAUUUUGUUGUAUUUUCUCUCCUCAAGAUCACCGGAUAAAAAGUCAUGCUGGUCGUUCAGAGCGUUGCAGUUUGGUGUCUUCUAGCAUCAGAUCUUCACUUUAUUACCUCAGCGCUGGAAACUUGUAAGACGGCCUGGUUUGAUGAACACGAUGUUUCCACUUACGGGGACUCAGAGCUCUUAAGUGACUUGAGAAGGAAGCACAGGACGAGGAUCUGCUCCGACCCCGUGGACAUGGAGGCUCAGACGGUGUCUGGAAUCAAGUCACAGCACACCAAGAACAACUUCCACACUUUCAGUGCUGCUGAGGGCCUCGUCUGCCUCAACUCAGAACAGAAAGGGAGUCAGUGUGAAGAUUACAAGGUCAUGUUCACCUGCACAGGACAGUUCUGCUCAGAGUGCAGGACACGCUGGUUUGAUCACGAUGACCCAACAGGAAACGGAGACUACGAGGUCCUCAGUGACCUCCUACGCAUGUACCCGAGAGAAAUCUGCCCUCAGCCAAUAGCCAUCGAGGUCCAGACCAUCUCUGGGGAACCUGCCUCCAACACCUCCGAUACCUUUUUAAAUUAUGAUGCCACCUAUGGGUUCGCCUGUGUUAAUGCAGAUCAGAGGGGCAGAAGCUGUGAAGAUUACAGAGUCAGAUACUCAUGUCCUACAGAGUUCUGUCAAGUGUCAGAGCGGUGCCGAACACAGUGGCUGAACAGCGACGACCCGUCAGACGAGGGUGAUGUGGAGUCCAUACCUCAGCUCCUGAAAACGUUCCCUGGUCAAGUCUGUGGAAACCCACUCAGCAUCGAGGCCAAGACAACAAGUGGAAUAUCAGCCGAGCACACUGGAGACACUUUCCUCUCCUAUGAUGCCGCUUUUGGGUUUGCCUGCAUCAGUGAAAAACAGAGGAGUAAAAAAUGUGAGGAUUAUCAGGUGAUACUGACCUGUCCCCCAGACUUCUGUCACGGUUGCAGGACAAAUUGGUUCAACUUGGACAAUCCCACAAAGCAAGGGGACUAUGAGACCCUCCGCCAGCUGCAGAUGCAACACCCCAGUGAGGUCUGCUCCCAGCCUGUGGCCAUUGAAGCCAUGACAGUGUCUGGUGUCCCUGCGCACAAGACCGGUGACGUCUUUCAAGUAUAUGACGCUGCUCGUGGUUUCGCCUGCGUGAACGCUGAGCAGCCUGGUGGAAGACGCUGUCAGGACUACAAGAUCCGUCUCACAUGCCCACUGGAUUUCUGCUCAGUGUGACCUCUCACAUCAGCGGUCAACAUUUUUUGGGGGGAUUUACUGUUAGCGCAGCCAAGUCAAUACGUCAGCCAAUACUUGUAGAAGAGAGCAAACACACACAUUUUCUUGCACCAGUUUUCUCCAGUAUAUUUUUUUCAAUGUCAAUAAAU
Molecule: messenger RNA, 1472 nt
Organism: Epinephelus moara (kelp grouper)
Lineage: Eukaryota; Metazoa; Chordata; Actinopteri; Perciformes; Serranidae
Gene: muc5.7
Exons: 11
Coding region: 127-1323 (398 amino acids)
Source: RefSeq, a predicted model, not a curated record